AAAGCGGGAGUCGAAUCUUCUGGGAUCACGCGCCUGUCUGGCUUCAGCAAUCUGAUCCGAAGUACCCGUCUACCUACCUACUUACCUAGGUAGGUACCUAGGUAAAGGGCUUGUACUUCCGUUAUUGUCCAACCCAUUCUAGAACGUAAGUAAGGUAGGUACAUGACCAAGGCUCUUUCCCAAAGUCUGAAAAGAGUCAAUUUAACCAAUCACCCUCUGAUACGGCCUAGGUGGGUACGACUUAUUACCGCGCUUCCACCUUCUUCCUUCCACCUUCUUCCUUCCGCCGUCAUUUAAUACCAGUCUUUCCCUCCUUUAUUCAAUCUUUUCGAAAUCAUCUUCCCUCAUCAGAAACAAGUCCGAAUUUCAUAAUGUCCGCGCCUCGAGUUUUCAAGGGUCGCGAGGAGGAGAUGACGAUGGAACAGCUCGCGGCUUCGAGCGCUACAGCAAAGAUCCAGUCAACCAGCGGAGGCUUUAACGUUGGGGAUGUACCCCUGAUCAAAUCCGACAUAGCCUCCAGUCCAGCUGCCAAUGCACAGCCCGUCACCGCUGAGACCAAGAAGCGCAAAGCAGGUCGCCCUUCCAAGACGAGUAGGGCUGUCAAAAAGCUCAAAUUGGCCGAAAGCCCCGAGGUCGAGGCCGAAACUCCGCAGAGCGCUGUCCCAUCGGCUGAAAACUCGUCUUCCUCGCCUUACGCGACUCCGGACUCUCCUUCUCUCAAUAAACGGAAGAUGCAACAAUCUGCUAGAGAGCUCAGUCAAGGUGCCAGUGUGCACAACUCCAAUGACGAUGUGAAGGAAGACGCUGUCCCCGAGCCUGUCUCAGUUCAUACCCGGCGCGGUCGCCCGCGAAAGAACCAGAUACCCAUUCCGGUCAACACAACUGGUAAAGGCAAGUCCAAAGCCAAGCUGCCUCUGCUCGUCUCCCGACGCUUAUUCCCCAGGCGAUACACAAAAACUAAUCAACGUGGGAUCAUAGACUCGGUUCGAACCAGCCGCGCCUCUACUCGCAUUGGUUCUGAGAAGGCUGCUCCUGCCAAAACCCCUCAGGCUCGGGCUGCUCCCACUAAGAGGGUAUUUGCGUCUUGUUUCUUCGUGUUUCGAGAUUCCGAACUGACCAAGAGAAUGACAGGCCUCUUUCUCUUAUGGCCGAGGUGUUGGUCGUCCCAAGAAGACUCCCCGCAAAGGAGAUUCGGGCAACCCGCAGUUCACCAGGGAGGAGUAUGUCGUGGAGAAGAUCGUCGGCUCCCGCAUCGACCCCAUCACCAAAGAGCAUAUGUAUAUGGUGAAGUGGAAGGAUUACACCGCGAAGGACAACACCUGGGAGCCGGUGAAGAAUCUUGGAAAAUGCAGUUCCCUUAUCAAGACAUUUACCGACUCUCAAAAUUCAAAGGGAAGGAGAAAGGGAAGGAAGUAAAGGACGCUGGCCAGGCUAUGUCAACAACUUGACCUGCAUCGUUGUUAUCAAUGCUCAAGUCGACAACCUGGCUCGAAUCUGUGCUUUGCGUUGCGGGGAUAUUUUCAUUUUGACUUUAAGGCGGUCAACGCUCAUGGAAAAGGAACAUCGAGGGCUCAACGGAAUAGGAGAGCGCCUCGAACUGAGUUUCCUGGGAGCAGGUUGCUCUCGCAUUUGCAUAGGGACGGAAUGACGUGGGGGGUGGUGGUGCAGCUUUGGUAACUGCCGACAGUAGAUUGGCCAACUAGUCUAGCUUAGCUCCCCACAUGAUAUUCUCCGACUGGAUG
Colletotrichum navitas is the source of this 1742-nucleotide messenger RNA. RefSeq lists its product as uncharacterized. The transcript is spliced from 3 exons. Lineage: Eukaryota; Fungi; Ascomycota; Sordariomycetes; Glomerellales; Glomerellaceae. The record is from RefSeq and is a predicted model, not a curated record. Bases 372 to 1448 code for a protein of 358 amino acids.